Messenger RNA from Marmota flaviventris (yellow-bellied marmot), 2934 nucleotides. It is a transcript of the gene Wdr5, whose product is annotated as WD repeat domain 5. The record is from RefSeq and is a predicted model, not a curated record. NCBI's taxonomy places the organism in Eukaryota, Metazoa, Chordata, Mammalia, Rodentia, Sciuridae. Gene Ontology annotation, cellular component: Set1C/COMPASS complex. Gene Ontology annotation, molecular function: histone binding.
CGACGCCCGCCCGCCCGUCCCGCCGCGGCCGGCAGGCCUCCAUUAAAGGGUUUGCUUAGCAGAUAGGCUAUUCCCUUGUGACUCUCCACCAGAGGUUUCCUGCCACGUGGGCUUCAGAGCAAUGGCCACGGAGGAGAAGAAGCCCGAGACAGAGGCUGCAAGAGCCCAGCCCACCCCCUCCUCAUCCGCUACACAGAGCAAGCCCACACCUGUUAAACCAAACUAUGCUCUGAAAUUCACCCUGGCCGGCCACACAAAAGCUGUGUCCUCCGUGAAGUUCAGCCCCAAUGGAGAGUGGCUGGCAAGCUCAUCUGCUGAUAAACUUAUUAAAAUUUGGGGAGCCUAUGACGGGAAGUUUGAGAAGACCAUCUCUGGUCACAAGCUGGGAAUAUCGGACGUAGCCUGGUCAUCAGAUUCCAAUCUCCUCGUUUCUGCCUCUGAUGAUAAAACCUUGAAGAUCUGGGAUGUGAGCUCGGGCAAGUGUCUGAAAACGCUGAAGGGGCACAGUAACUACGUCUUCUGCUGCAACUUCAACCCACAGUCCAAUCUCAUCGUCUCAGGGUCUUUUGAUGAAAGUGUGAGGAUAUGGGACGUGAAGACGGGGAAGUGCCUCAAGACUCUGCCGGCUCAUUCAGAUCCAGUCUCAGCUGUCCAUUUUAAUCGUGACGGAUCCUUGAUAGUUUCAAGUAGCUACGAUGGUCUCUGCCGCAUCUGGGACACCGCCUCGGGCCAGUGCCUGAAGACACUCAUUGAUGAUGAUAACCCCCCGGUGUCCUUUGUGAAGUUCUCUCCAAAUGGCAAAUACAUCCUGGCUGCCACUCUGGACAACACGCUGAAGCUCUGGGACUACAGCAAGGGCAAGUGCCUGAAGACGUACACUGGGCACAAGAAUGAGAAGUACUGCAUUUUUGCCAAUUUUUCUGUGACUGGUGGGAAGUGGAUCGUGUCUGGCUCUGAAGAUAACCUGGUGUACAUUUGGAACUUGCAGACGAAGGAGAUUGUCCAGAAGCUGCAGGGGCACACAGACGUUGUGAUCUCCACGGCUUGUCACCCGACAGAGAACAUCAUCGCCUCAGCUGCGCUAGAAAAUGACAAGACCAUUAAACUGUGGAAGAGUGACUGCUAAGUGCCCUGGUGCUACAGGGGCUGUCGGGACGUUGACCCUGAUGGGCAAGAAACGUGGCAGAGGGGCCCAAUUCAGGCCUGAGGUAGCCGAGGGGAAGUGCACGCCACCAGAAGGUUCUAGAGGUUGCUGUGACACUUCUGCCAACUCUUGCCCUGUCUGGGAGGAGAUCCCAGUCUGUUGUGCUCAGAAAGGCAACCAGAUUUUUAAUUUUUUAUUACAAGAGUGAAGUUCAAUUUAUCAUGGGUUGUGUUUUUUCCAGUAAUUGUUCUGUACAUUUUUGAUAUUUUACUACCCAGUUGGAGCGCUGUGAACAGUCCCCUCCUGGGGCCCUGGGCCACUUCCCCGGCCCCUCCCACUCUCGCCUGCCGCGUGGUGUCCUCACGCCGCAGCUCUGCCUGCCUGCCUGUCCGUCGACCCCUGCCUGUUGUAGUUCCCGGCGCGUUUCCAAGUCUUCCUGGAAGGUGCAGCGCUGUAAGGUUGCCCGUGUGAAGUCCUGUGUUUUGGGAGUUGGAGGCUGGUGGCCUGGCAGCUUGGUGGCUGCAGACAGUUUCCCCUUCGUGCACAGCACUCACACAGCUGCACACGAGCUGUAAUAAAAGGUGGGAUUUUAUAUGCACUUGUCCACGGCGUUCUGAUGUGAAGCUCGUCCCCUGGAGGAGGGCAGGAGGUUGGAAGGGGCUCUGUCCCAGCCCCUGCCGUUGCCUCCUGUCUGAAGGCCAGUGGGAGGGGUCGCUCUCCAUUGUCAAGGAGGGAAGCCCUGGAGUGGCCUGUGUGGCAGGAGGCGCCUGAGCGGCUGUAAACAGGUUGGGCUCAGGCCAAUUUGUGCAGGAGGGAGGAGGGCAGGUGUUGCCUGUUCCCUUAUUGAUGGCCUGAGGACCAGCAGGUCGGCUGCCCCUGAAGGCAUGACCUCCUUCCUUCUUGGUGGCUUCUGCUGCGGGCUCCUCAGGGAUGCUGGGUGCUGCCCGUGGGCCUGCCCCUUCCAGUCCCCACCCCAUCUGGAGCCUCUGCAGCAAUCUGGCAGGUCUGGGAGGUGGCAGCCGAGCUCAGAACCUCAACUGCAGUUUGUCACAGCUGCUGCCUCACUGUGCUCCUGGGGAGCCUGGCCCCGAGCAGGAUGGAUGCAGGGGUUCCAACCCAGGUCUGCUGGGUGAGACCUUGUUGGUGAGGACACGGUGGAAGGCUUGUCCCCUCACCUGUGUGCCCUGACUACAGAAAUGCGUGGAGCUGGUGCUGUUGUGCUUGGGAAGCCUGCCAGGUUUGGGUCUGCAGAUGCCUCAGCUAGGACAGGCCGGCUCCCCUGUUAGGGCCCCAGGUGGACAGGCCUGGGAGAGGGAGUUGGGGCUUUCCUGGAGGGGCAGUGGGGUCAGUCAGCUGUCCCUAGCCAGGCUCAUGGGGAUCCUCCAGUGGCUAAACAGGGUGAGGUAAAAAUCCUAUAAGGAAGCUUCCUGCAGUUUCUGUCUCCUCCUGGAAAGAUGUAAGCACGUGGGUUAUCUGUUCACGAAGCCCACUGCUGCAGGAAGAGGUGGCUUCUAACGCCGGUUGCAGUCCUGUACUGCCACUUGCUUGACCGUCACCAGAGGGUCCCACUGGCCUCAUGGCUGUGCUGCUGCGGCUCCCCUGGCACUUCCUGAGGGGCGCCUGCCCACCCUGCCUUCUGAGGGUACAGCCCCCUCCUGGGAGGAGGAGGAGCUUGCUAUGCUCAACGCUGUAUUCUUGAAUAUAGUUUAUUUUUUCUACAGUUGAAUUCUGUUGUAGAUUUAUGUAAAAAUACACCUCUUUUUGGAAAUAAAGAUUUUCAUGUCUUGUAA